Messenger RNA from Cavenderia fasciculata, 3336 nucleotides. It is a transcript of the gene icpA, whose product is annotated as inner centromere protein. The transcript has 3 exons. NCBI's taxonomy places the organism in Eukaryota, Evosea, Eumycetozoa, Acytosteliales, Cavenderiaceae. The record is from RefSeq and is a predicted model, not a curated record. The coding region runs from base 1 to 3336 and encodes 1111 amino acids.
AUGAUAGAAGCACAACAACAAAACAAACAUCAAGAUCAAUUAGAUCAAUUCUCUGCCGUCUUUCAAGAGAGAACAAAUGAAUCGAUACGACAAUUGGAUCAAUUCUACAACGACAACUUGCAAUGGAUUAGUGAUGCCAAACGGUUUAUGACUCAGUCAUUGACAUCAAAACAUAAUAAUGCUAAAGAGUAUGUCCAUAGUGACUUUACAUUACCAAUCUUAUCAACAUCGUCAUCAUCAUUACAUCAACAACAACAACAUAUUAGAUAUCCACUUCAACCAUUGAAUAAUAAUAACCAACAUAAUAUUAAUAACAACUAUAAUAAUAUCAUUAAUAAUAAUAAUAAUAAUGGAUCAACAUUACUUUACACUUGUACAUUAUUUAAUUCAUCAAAAUUGUCAAUGGUUAUGAAUGACCCUAUUCAAACAAAGUAUAAUCAAUUGGCUAAUGAUACAGAUGAAUAUAAUCAAAAGAUUAAACAACAAAUAAUCCAUCAACAUCAACAACAACAACAAUCAACCAUUAUUCAACCAUCUGCUGCUACUGCCACAGCUACAGUUGCACUUCCAAAGAUUCCAUUAAAAAAGAUCAAUAGUAGUAAUAAUCUUUUACCAAUCUUGACAUCAAAUACCAAUACAGCUGCAAUCAAUAUUAUUACUCCAGUUGCCAAACCAACAACAACAAAUAACAACAACAAACCAACAACCAAUGCAAUGGAAAUUGAUGAAAAUACAGUUCCAUCUGCUAUCCCAACUCCAAAACCAACUACAACCACUACCACCGCCAAACCAACACUUGAAAAGAAAUUAACUAAACAAAGGUUGGUACAAGAAGAAAUGUCAAUGAAUAUGGUCGAUUGCACAAACAUUGCCGACAAUAUGGACCUUUCUAAACUAUUAGAUGAUAGUAUUAUUGUUGUUGAAGAGAAACCAAAGGAGAAACCACCUGUUCCAUCAACAAACAAGGCUGCAAAGAAGGGUGCUGCUGCUGUUGUCCCCACAGUCACAGGCAAAAGAAAGGAAAAAGAGACACAACAAGAUGAACCAUUGGUAGAAGACCAACAACCAAAGAAAAAGGCUAGUUUGGAAAAGGAAAAAGAAAAGGAAAAGGAUAAACCAACCACCACCAGCGUUGCUAAUGCCAAUGCCAAUACCAAGAAUGAAACAAAUUCAAAAGUUCCACCAGUUGUUUCAAAUAUUGCCAAAGAAGUUGCAACCAAAAAGAAAUUAAAUAAUUUAAAUAAUAAUAAUUUGACCAAUAUAAUGAAGGAAUUGGCAACUCAAUCCUCUACUACUACUACUACUGCUCCAACUACAACAACUACUACCAAGACAACUGCCAACAACACUGCUACCAAUAACACUGCCUCCAAUGCUAUUGCCAAUAAUAAUACAAAGGCUAAAAAAGCAGAAGAUAAAAGACAAGAAUUGGAAAAAAAGAGACAAGAAGAAGAAGAGGAAAAGAUGAAAAAGAAGGCAGAGGAAGCCAACAAAAGAGAAUUGGAACUUCAAGCGCAACGUGAACAAGAAGCAAAGGAAAAGAGAAAAAAGAUGGAGGAGAGACAGAAAAAGGUCGAGGAAAACAUGCAAUUGCAACGUGAAGAAGAGGAAAAACGUCGUCGUGAAGCAGAAGACCGUGAAACACAAAGAAAGGCAAAGGAGGAACAAGACCGUCGUCGUCGUGAAGAAGAGGAUGACGCUAAACGUAAAAUUGCAGAGAUGGGAAGAGCCGAAGAGAGAAAACGAAAGGAAAGAGAGGAAUUGGAACAAAAACAAUUACUACUUCAACGUACUCUCCAAAAUAUUAAAACUCCAACAAAAGAUACCAACUCUAAUAACUCUGCCAAGACUACUACUGCUGCUGCUGCUCAAAAGAACAACAACAAUGCUGUCACUCAAAAGACUCCAGUCAAUGGUGCCAAAAAUAUACCCACCGCUGCCGCUGCCCUCCAAACUACUCCCAUUUCAUCAUCAUCAUCAUCUGCAGGUAGUAGCACUGGUAGUACACCCAUUCAACCAGGCAAUUAUUUACAAAGUCUACUUGGUUUGGUAUUUGGUAGUAAUUCCAAAGCACCAUCUGCAAUUCAAGAAGCUCAAAGAAAAUCUCAAAAUCAAGAUGAAGAUGAAGAUGUUGAAUUUGAAGAAGAGGAAGAAGAAGAAUAUGAAGAAGAGGAAGAGGAUGAAGAGGAAUAUGAAGAGGAAGAAGAAGAAGAAGAAGAAGAAGAAUAUGAAGAAAGUGAAUAUGUAGAUGAUGAUGAAGAAUAUUCAACACCAAACAAGAGUAUAAUGAAUACUACUUUACAAAAGAAUAAUAAUAAUAAUAAUAAUAAUGUCAAGAGUGGUGGUAACAACAACAAUCGAUCACUUCUAUUUAGUGCAGCUAUUACACCAAAAGCAGUUGCCAAAAACAACGAACCAGAAUCACCAAUCAUGACUCCACUUUCACCAGUUAGACCAUUAAUGUCGGAAAUGUCAAUGAAUCAAUACACUCCACCAUCUCCAUUGACCAGUCCCAACUUGUCGACGGCAUCGGUAUCCAUGACGUCUCCAUCAUCCAUUUCAGAGAUUCGUGAAGACUCUAUCAUGUCUACACCAAACAGUGGAAACCGUAACGCCAGUAACAGUAGCUCAAAUGGCACCAAUGACAGCGUCUCCAAGCCAUACUUGAAUGCCAACAAGUCAUAUGGAGGCUUAUCAUCAUCUGAUUUGACCAGUCCUCGUCCCACCGAUGAUCUUGCAUCUGCAUUAUCUCCACACUUGUCCAGACGUACACCAGCCAAGGGGUCUCCAAACACUAGUCGUCUUGAACGUAGUAACAGCAACAUUAAUCUAUCAUCAAACAAUCUUCACAAUAUUUUACUCAGCCACCAUCAUCAACAACAACAACAGAAACCAACUAACAAUGUACAGCUUUAUUCCCCACAACACUCCUCCACUUCUUUGCAACCAUCGUUUGAUGGAUCUAUGGAGGGCAGACAAUACCCAGUCUUGGAUGAACCCGAUGACAUCGAUGAAGACUAUAACGAAUUUGACAUUUCCAUUGAAAUUGACCCAGACAAGGUUCCAAAAUGGGCUGCCUCCACCAAGCUAAAGGAUAAAUUAAAGAAACAAUCCAAAAUGGAUCCAGAUUUAAUUUUCCCAAAAGUUAAAAAGGUUAAAUUAUCAGAUAUUUUCCCACAAAACCAUAAUGUAGCGGUUAGAGAAAUCAUUGAUCAACAUCAAUAUCAUUCAGCUCAAGGACAUUUUAAAAAUAAUAAUGCAUCUCUUGAUUGGUCAAUCUAUGGAGAAGAAGAUGAAGAAAGUUAUAGAAAGCGAAUGGGUUAUCAUAAAAUUUAA